AUGUCCGAUCCUCUCUCUAUAGCUGGUACCGCGGUGGGGAUUAUAUCACUCGGUCUGCAGGUCUGCGGCGAGAUUGUCUCGUUUUGCCAGGCAUGGCGGGGUUUCAACGAAGAUAUCCAAAAUAUCAGUGAAAAGGCUGACGCGGCUCGUAUGCCACUGAGAACCUUGAGGGAGCUGAUCGAAGACUUCCAUACCACCGACCCCGCGAUCGCGAGGGACCUUGAAAAUAAGGCAAGGAGUAUUGAGCAAGUGAUAAAACGGCUCAAGACAGCGACAGAUCGAUAUGCAACUGGCACAUCCAAUACAGAAUCCUUCCGGCUCCAGCUCAAAAAGGCUGCAUAUCCCUUUAAGAAGGAAGCGUUGCGCGAAAUCGCAAGUGAUCUGGAAAGCGUCCAGGCGAUGCUCCAAACGGCGUUACAGAUGUAA
Penicillium expansum is the source of this 426-nucleotide messenger RNA. RefSeq lists its product as uncharacterized. The record is from RefSeq and is a predicted model, not a curated record. The transcript has a single exon. The coding region runs from base 1 to 426 and encodes 141 amino acids. Lineage: Eukaryota; Fungi; Ascomycota; Eurotiomycetes; Eurotiales; Aspergillaceae.